Molecule: messenger RNA, 1563 nt
Organism: Aureobasidium melanogenum CBS 110374
Lineage: Eukaryota; Fungi; Ascomycota; Dothideomycetes; Dothideales; Saccotheciaceae
Exons: 2
Coding region: 1-1563 (520 amino acids)
Biological process (GO): phosphatidylcholine biosynthetic process
Source: RefSeq, a predicted model, not a curated record
AUGUCGCAGCCCGUCGACACGCUCAAGCCCAAACCAGAGGCUUCUGCUGCUGAUGCGUCUUCAGCCCAGCCUUCUGCCUCUGACACCGACUACCUUUCCGCUGUUGAUGCUCAGCAAUAUGCAGGCAUGACAUCUCAGCCUACCUCGCCAGGCUAUGCUCACAGUGUCUUGUCACGAACCACCUCAAAUGGAAGCUACAACGAGCUUGACGAUGAAAGUUUCCCCCCGCUCGAUCGCCUUACUAUGUUCGACAUAAUCGAGAACCUCGCCUUGCCUCAAAGACUCGAGCGCUUUCAGCAUUCCAUUACUGCUCAGAAAGACAAGGUCCGCCGACAACAGCAGAAACUUAGGAUGUCUAGUAUCACAGCCAAGGACAAGAUGGUCGAAGAAUGGAGGCGGCGCAUCUCUACUCCUGAUGAGCAGCUGGACAAGUACAAGAAACGCAUGCGCGACAACGUCGACCGUCUCAGCAAGAAAUGGAACGAUGCCAAAGCUGUCACCUUGCGUGAGAAGAUCUCCUUCAUCACCGGUGUCCUCAACAUCUUCGUCUCUGGCUACCUCAUAGGCGCUCACCCUGAGUGGUUCCAUAUCUGGUAUACUGUACAGCUCGCCUACUUCAUGCCCAUCCGCUACUACAAGUACCACAAGAUUGGCUACCACUACUUCCUCGCCGACUUGUGUUAUUUUGUCAACCUCCUCAUGCUCCUAACCAUGUGGUUCUUCCCAGGAAGUAAGAGACUGUUCAUCAGCACAUAUUGUCUGGCCAUGGGAAACAAUGCUGUUGCCAUUGCCAUGUGGAGAAACUCGCUAGUCUUCCAUUCCUUGGACAAGGUCACCAGCCUGUUCAUCCAUAUCAUGCCGUGUGCGACCCUCCACUGUCUCGUUCAUCUAUUACCUCAAGACUUGCAGAAGGAGAAAUUCCCCGCUAUCUAUAGUAUAAAGUACUCCGCGCCGUCCUCUCCGGAACACUACACUCUGUGGGGUAUGAUUGUCUGGGCUACUGUACCUUACGCCUGUUGGCAGCUGAGCUACCACUUCUUGAUCACUGUCAGGCGUAAGGAUAAGAUCGCUGCUGGACGCCCAACCUCUUUCACUUGGCUUCGCAAAUCCUACGCGAAGAAUUUCCUCGGCAAAUUCGUGCUUUCGCUCCCCGAAGUUCUCCAAGGCCCAGCUUUCAUGUUGAUUCAGUACAUCUAUGCUCUCAUCACCAUGGUACCCUGCCCUUUGUGGUUCUAUUACCAUUGGGCCAGUGCUGCUUUCCUCACGGUCGUCUUCACCUGGGCCACCUACAAUGGUGCCACAUUCUACAUUGACGUUUUUGGCCGCCGCAUGGAGAAAGAGUUCGAAGCUCUCAAGAAGGAAGUCGCGAAGUGGCAAGCCACACCCGAAGGCAAGCAUAUCCUGGAUGAGUCGGAUCCCGCUCUGAAAGCAGUUAAGAGUAUGUCACUUGACACUCAGGAGCCUGCUCAACCUCAGUCUGAAAAUGCUGCGGGCAUUGAGUCGAAACAAGGCUCAACUUCAAUUGAAGAAGCUACGAAUACUGGAGAAGUUCGCCAGAGAUGA